AUGACCGAAAAGCUGCCUCCGAUAUAUAACUUUCCGCCGUUAUAUACGUGCCAGCCCAAUGUGCUAAUCCGAGAGCAGCAGCUGAGCACCUGGUGUGACCUCAUAUUGGAUUUUGCCAAAACGAACAACGCCUGGUGUAUGAGCCAGGAAGGGACAGUAAUCAAAGACUCAGAAUCUUCUGGCCAGAGCAUAUUUCGCAAUGAGUCAAUACAACGGUCUAUUUCGGUUCCGUUUAGAGAUCAAAUCUGGAAUAAGAUGGUUCAGUCCGAGAAGGCCAUCAAGUCCAACAACGGGGUUUUCUUCAUCCUGUGGAGAAGCGUGGACUACUGGAGCUCCCAAAUCUUGCAGUGGUUUGAGACUACUGGAAAGGUGAAUCAGGUCGUGACAGUGUACGAGCUCUUAGAAGGCGAUGAGACUCUAGGCUGGGAAUUUCAUGGCAUGCACCCAUCCUUAUGCGAAGAGAGUUUACAGAAGCUGCGUGACAGGGGCAGAGCGACGCUGCUGAAGGAGCAGAAUAAGAUCAUGGGUGUCAAGGUUGUGUGA
Messenger RNA from Lachancea thermotolerans CBS 6340, 543 nucleotides. RefSeq names its product ESCRT-II subunit protein VPS25 (gene VPS25). The record is from RefSeq and is a predicted model, not a curated record. The transcript has a single exon. Gene Ontology annotation, molecular function: protein homodimerization activity; structural molecule activity. NCBI's taxonomy places the organism in Eukaryota, Fungi, Ascomycota, Saccharomycetes, Saccharomycetales, Saccharomycetaceae. Gene Ontology annotation, biological process: protein transport to vacuole involved in ubiquitin-dependent protein catabolic process via the multivesicular body sorting pathway. Bases 1 to 543 code for a protein of 180 amino acids. Gene Ontology annotation, cellular component: ESCRT II complex.